CCAGUAAACAACAUUAACCGUGAAGCACCGAGCUUCACGACUAUUAAUGAAACAUCUGCCCGUAUAGAUGCGGUAUACAUGCUACGUUACCUACCUGUACUCAUCGUCCUUCCCUUCAUCUCACCAUGUCGUCACCAUACUCCCAGUACCCCAACGAGCCUAUCGCCAUCAUAGGCACAGGAUGCCGGCUGCCCGGCGGAGCCGAUUCGUCCAGCAAGCUCUGGGAACUGCUCCGCAACCCGCGCGACGUGUCGUGCAAUAUCGGCGGGGCCGGCCGCUUCAACCUCGACCGCUUCUACCACCCCGAAGGCGGCCACAACGGAACCACGCACACCCAACGUGGCUACCUGCUGCGCGAGAACCCCCGCCACUUCGACGCCAAGUUCUUCUCCAUCCCUCCCGGCGAGGCCGAGGUCAUCGACCCGCAGCAACGCAUGCUGCUGGAGGUCGUCUACGAAGCCCUCGAGUCAGCGGGCCUGCCCAUUCACUCGCUCUCCGGCUCCGACACGGCGUGCUACGUCGGCAUCAUGUGCCAGGACUUUUUCACGGUGCAGGCGCAGGACCUCUUGUCGGUGCCCAAGUACGCCGUGACGGGCAUCGCCGCCAGCAACGCCUCAAGCCGCGUCUCGUACUUCUUUGACUGGCACGGCCCCUCCAUGACCAUCGACACGGCCUGUUCUUCCAGCAUGGUCUGCGUGAACGAGGCCGUGCAGGCUCUCCGCAGCGGCACCAGCCGCGUGGCAGUAGCAUGCGGGACAAACCUGCUGCUCGCCCCGUUCAUGUACGUGUCGCUGAGCGCUGUCGGCAUGGUGUCGCCCACGGGGCGCUGCCACAUGUGGGACGAGAGGGCCGACGGUUACGCCAGAGGUGAGGGUGUCGGCGCCCUUGUGCUCAAGACACUGCACGCAGCCAUCGAAGACGGAGAUGAUAUCGUCUGCAUCAUCCGUGAGAUCGGCCUCAACCAUGACGGCAGGACCAAGGGGCUGACGAUGCCGAGCGCCGAAGCCCAGGCCGCCUUGAUUCGGGAGACUUACCGAAGGGCCAGGCUGGAUCCCACCAGCAAGUCAGAUCGCUGCCAAUUCUUCGAGGCACACGGCACCGGGACGCCUACUGGCGAUCCAAAAGAAGCCUCCGCCCUGAAUCAAGCUUUCUUUCCAAACCACGACACGGCCGAGGGAGAGCUGCUCGUGGGGUCUAUUAAGACCGUUGUCGGGCACACCGAGGGCACCGCCGGCAUAGCGGGGAUCCUGAAAGCCGCUCUAGCGGUGCAGCAUGGUGUCGUACUCCCAAACAUGCUGUUCAACAAGCUGAACCCUGCUCUCGAGCCGUUCACCAAGUUCCUCCGCAUCCCGACGGCUUGCGAGCCUUGGCCCGAUGUCCCCGCCGGGCAACCGCGGCGCGCCAGCAUCAACAGCUUCGGGUUCGGCGGAGCCAAUGCUCAUUGCAUAAUCGAGAGCUAUGAGCCAGAAAGGAGAUCCAUUCCCGAGGUGAAUGGAUCUGUGAUUAGUAACGGAUCUCCGCUGAUCCCCUUAGCAUUCUCCGCAGCAUGUCUCAACUCCCUCAUCUCCCAAGUCACCCAAGCACUCGAAUACCUCGAGCAGAACCCAUCCAUCCCUCUGUCCAGCUUGGCGCACACCCUCAGCACCCGGCGUUCGGCCCUGUCCCUGCGGCUGCCCAUCUACGCCUCGUCUGUCCCGGACCUGCGCGAAAAGACCCAGGCCAAGCUAGCAGCAGACGACAGCACCACCACGCACUCGGUAGCCGCGCUCCAAGCGCCGCCUUCCAUCCUGGGAAUCUUCACGGGCCAGGGCGCGCAGUGGAUGGGCAUGGGGGCAGCAUUAUUCGCGGCGAACCCGCUCGCGCGGGAUAUCCUCGACCGUCUCGACGCGGCACUUGCCAGCCUCCCGGCCUGCCACCGCCCGUCCUGGACGCUGGCGGAGCUUCUCUCCCCGGUGACAAGUAAGCUGCAUCACGCACACAGCAUGACAGAGGCGGCGGUGGCCCAGCCGGCGUGCACGGCGGUGCAGAUAGUGCUGGUGGACCUGUUGCGGGCGGCGGGGGUCCGGUUCGCGGCGGUGGUUGGACACUCGUCGGGCGAGAUCGCCGCGGCGUACGCGGCAGGCUUCCUGUCGGCCGAGGACGCCAUUCGCGUGGCCUACUACAGGGGCUUCUUCGCCAAGCUGGCGGCUGGGCUGGCGGGUGAAAAGGGCGCCAUGCUGGCGGCGGGGACAGACGUCGAGGACGCCGAGGAGCUGUGCCUGGUUGAUGACAUGCUUGGUAGGCUGUGCGUUGCGGCGCAUAACUCGCCUAGUAGCGUGACACUUUCGGGGGACAUCGAUGCUGUAGAGCUGGCACGAGAUGUCUUUGAAGAUGAACAGAAGUUUGCGAGGCUGCUAAGAGUUGAUACGGCGUACCACUCGGCUCAUAUGAGAUCGUGCUCUGGGCCAUAUCUCAAGGCUAUGAGGGACGUUGGGAUCCGGCAGCUGAUGCCAGGUCCGGACCGGCCAAGAUGGUUCUCGAGUGUCUACGACGCAGAGAUGACGCCAGAAGGGGCAACCAAAAAGGGUCUUGACGGCAGAUACUGGGUUGACAACAUGCUUCGACCCGUGCUGUUUUACCCGGCCCUCAAAACAUGCCUUUCUUCAUCCGACAUUACCUUCAACUUCGCUCUCGAGGUCGGGCCACACCCUGCGCUUCAAGGGCCAGCUAAAGAUUGUAUCCAGGACGUUACACAGCAAGAUAUGGCAUAUACCGGCACUCUCAGGCGUGGCUCCGACGACGCCGAGGCCUUUGCUGACGCCCUUGGAAGCCUGUGGGCCCGCUUCGGUCCCAGCCAUGUCAACCUCGGCGGGUUUCAGAAGAAGUGCCUCCCGGAUGUGGACGUCAGGCUCGCCGCCGCUCUCGCUUCCAAGCUGCCAAAGUAUCCUUGGACCCACGAGAAAGAGUAUUGGGCCGAGUCGAGGAAGAGCAAGAUCCAUAGUUCAGACCCAGGAGAAUUCCAUGACCUGCUUGGCCUUCGAGAGCCCGAUGGCCUGGCGGACGAAGUACGUUGGCGACACAUACUGAGUGUGAACGAUCUCAGGUGGCUUGCCGGCCACACGCUGCAGAGACAAGUAGUCUUCCCCGCGACGGGGUACAUCUGCAUGGUUGGGGAGGCCGCAAUGCAGAUCGUGCAGCCAACGGGGCUGAGGGUGGCCUGGAUCGACGUGUUGGACCUGGAGAUCCGGAAAGCCAUCGCCGUGCACCAGGACUACGGCACCGAGGUGAUCCUCUGCUUUUCCAGAGUGUGUCCUCCUCUUCCCGACGCCACAACGGAAGCCGUCACAGCAUGCUUCAACAUCUUCUCAAGUCCCGCCAGAGACGCCACUCAGCUGGCACUGCACUGCUGCGGGAAAGUUCGUAUCACGUUGGUUCCAUCGUCGCUUCACACCGAAUCCGGUAGCGGGAAAUUCGACUACGCCUCCAUCUUCCCCGCCCGGCGGGCGCCGGUCCCUGGCAUGAACAACGUUGAUAUCGACCGAUUCUAUCAAUCUAUGCGCGACGAAGUCGGCCUGGGCUGGGACGGUGCUUUCAGGGGCUUGACCAAAAUUAUGCGCAAAGGCGGGUAUUCGACCGUCACAGCGACGAACCCUCAGUUCUCCGAUACCGACACAAAGCUUUUGUUCCACCCCGCUAUGCUUGACUGCGCCCUGCAGGGUCUCAACGCGGCCUUCGCGGCCCCGGGUGAUGGCAGCAUCUGGGACCUUGUAGCCCCUACCCACAUUCGCCGCGUCACCAUGGUCCCCGAGCUGUUGAAACGACACCGAAUGGAUGAGCAGGUGGCCAUCGACUGCACCGCCACCAUCAGCCCAACCGAUGCCCGUGCCAAAAUCUCCUUAACAGGAGACGUCGAAGUGUAUGCUUCGGCUUCGCAAGACCGGGACAGGUCCGCCACCAAGCUCAUCGAGAUGGAAGGCAUCAGGAUCUCGCCCGUGGCUCCCCCAACCGCCGAGCAUGACCGGCCUUUCUUCCAAGAGUCCAUAAUGUGUCUCGACAGCCUAAACGCCAAGGUUGCACGCGGCGGCAUACGCUUCAACCCAGAAGAGAAAGCCACUGCUUUGGACGCGGAACGGGUGGCCUUCUACUACCUCAAAAAGUUGUACCUGAAAACCACCCCCGAGAUGUUGGCCACUUUGCCGAGAUACCGGCAGUGUCUGCUAGCCGAGGCGGGACGUGUCUACCAUCGCGUCAGGGACGGGGAGCACGGGUUUGCACCGCCCUCCUGGGUAGAUGACACAGCCGAGUCCACCGCGGAGGUCAUGUCCCGCUACGACCCCGAGGCCAUCGACUUCAUCACGGCCAAGACGGUUGGCGAGAACCUCCUGGUACCCGAAGUACUCAGCGGCGAGGUGAACAUCUUGCAGUACAUGGUGCGCAACGACAUGCUCGAGCGCUGGUACAGCGAGGGUGUGGGCCAGCGGAUUCUCAACCAGAUCGGGACAGACCUGAUUGCAAAGCUCUGCCACAAGUAUCCCCGCAUGAACAUGCUGGAAAUUGGUGCGGGUACGGGCGGUUCAACGGCGUCGAUCCUGUCGCGAGUUGGCGAAAACUUCCGGCGUUACACAUACACUGAUAUCAGCAGCGCCUUCUUCGAGCGUGCGGCUGAGCGUUUCCACGCACAUGCCCAUAAAAUGGUCUUCAAGACGCUCGACAUCACCAGAGACCCCUCGUCGCAGGGCUUCACGCCACAGAGCUACGACGUUGUUGUCGCACAGAAUGUGCUGCACGCCACAGCGCCGCUGAAGGAGUCGCUUCGGCACGCCCGCAAACUUCUUCGUCCCGGCGGCUACCUGAUGCUAUUGGAGCUGUUGCGCAGCGAGUCUAUGCGUUUCGGGCUUGUUGUGGGAUGCCUGCCGGGAUGGUGGGUGGGGGAGGAUGAUGGCAGGAAGGGCGGUCCGCUGCUCACGAUGGAUGAGUGGCAGUCGAUCCUGGCAGAGACUGGGUUCGCCGUCGAUACAGUCUCGGAGGUUCUCGAUCAAGAGGACGUCUGGGCCGUCCUCUCAGCGCGGGCAGUAGACGAGCAGAUGGUGCCGGCGCUGAUCAACCCGCUUCCAAGGACUCUCACGGUUCCACGUGCCAAGAACUUGUUGAUCGUUGGCGGGAACAACGCCGUGUGUGGCUCUGUAUCACUUCGUAAGCAAGUCGCAUCAGUCGUCUCGCCAUAUUUCGAAAGGGUCACCUACCUCGAGGACGUAUCCACGCUCUCUCCAGACGCCGAACAAGACAUCCUCGCCAAGAAGGGUCUUCAUGUGCUGAACCUUUGCGAGUGCGACUCCAACUACUGGGAAGACGUAACCGAGCCUUCCUUUGAGAAUUUGAAGCGACUUUUCAGCAAAGCAGCCAGCGUGCUCUGGUUGCUGCAGGGCUGCCUGGACGAGAACCCCUACGCUGGAGCUACACUAGGCUUCCUCCGGACGAUCCGGUACGAGAUUCCGGACACAGCGGUCCAAAUGCUCGAUAUUGGUACCUCGACGCUCCGCGACCCCUCUCCAAGUCCCGACCUUGUCCGGUUGGUAAGCGAGUGCAUGCUCCGCCUGGCCGAGGCUUCCGAACUAGAGGCGGCGGGCAAGUUAAACCAGAUCCUCUGGAGCGUGGAACCGGAGCUGUACCUCAAUGAGAGCGAUGGCCAGCUUUACGUCCCCCGCCUACGGUGUGCAGACGGGCCAAAUCUUCGGUACAAUGCGGCCAAGCGGCCCAUCACCCAGUUUGUGGACAUUUCCAGCGAAUCCGAGACGCCUCUCGACUUGGUCUGGGAUAAGAAUGACAGCAAGUACAUCCUCUUAGAGCAGCACGAGUUCGCCCCGGCAACGCCCAACAAUCUGGUCACGAUCCGGGUCUCAUGCUCCUUCCUCUCCUCGCUCAAGACGCCCGCCGGUUUCUUUUACAUCUGCCUCGGUGCCAAUACCCAGACAGGAUUAAAGACACUGUGCUUGUCUGACCGUCAGUCCUCUAUCCUAACUGUACCACGGUCCUGGACAGUAGGGCUUGGCACCACGUCUCUGGGAGUGGAAGAUCUGGCAUUCAUGUCCUUCGUUGCGGUGGAUCUCCUUGCUAAGCGUAUCCUUGAGCUUGCAGCGACCUCCCAUGGCAGCGUUGCUAUCCUGGACGCCAAUCCAGUAGCCGGGGCGCUGCUUUACAAGAGAUUGACCGAUGUGGGCAAAACGGUACUUCUGAUCACAUCCAACCAGAGCAGCGAGGGGUCUUCGACCGUCUUUCUCCAUCCGCACAGCCCUCAAAGGGCCAUCAACACCGCCUUGCCGUCGGACACAACCCUCUUCAUUGAUGCCUCCAUCACAGCCGGCAAUCCAGAGGCUUCGGCAAAGCUGGCUUCCCGCAUCGAGACCAUGCUCCCUGCGGUGUGUGACAAGAUCAAGCUUUCGGCGAUGAUGAGCCGCGAAGCUUCGACGCUCCCGGAAACAGCCCCCGAGAGCAUCUCAACGCUGCUUCAAAGUGCUGCUUCAUUCGCCACAAUGUUCUCCCAGUUGGGGCCAAUGCCAAUCGCAGGCGGCGGGCCUCUCGAGGUGCUUCCGCUCCCCAAGCUGUUGCUGGCUCCUCUCCCCCCAAAGCCGACCUCGCUGGUGUACUGGCAGGUAGAACAGGAGCUGCCCGUGUCGGUACAGCCGGUCUUCAUGCGAAAGGACCUGUUCAGGCCAGACAGAACCUACUGGUUGGCCGGACUUUCGGGAACGCUGGGUCUGUCCCUUGUCGACUUCCUGGCAGCGCAUAACGCCAAGCAUAUUGCUAUCAGCAGUCGGUCUCCAAGCGUUGACGAUUCAUGGGUGGCAUGGCAGGCGAAGAAGGGCGUGACAGUUUCCCACUUUGCGGGAGACCUUACAGACUAUGAGUCCGUCAGGAAGACCUACAAGUCGAUCCGUGAUUCGGGCAUGCCGCCUAUCGGGGGCGUCGCCGUCGGCGCCAUGGUGCUGAUUGACAGCACUUUCAUGGAGCAGCGCUUCGAGGAUUUCCAGGCUGUUCUCCGGCCUAAGGCGAUGGGCGCGAUGAACUUGGAUCGGCUGUUCUCCAAGGAAUCGGCGGAUCUCCUGACGGGCGACACGGCGGAAGGAUUGGACUGGUUCAUCGGGUUUAGCUCGCUGAUGGGGACAACAGGAAACCCAGGUCAAGCGCCGUAUGGGGCGGGCAACUGUUUCCUCAAAGCGGUGACAAAGAGGCGGCACGACCGAGGUCUGGCGGGCUCGAGUAUCGACAUUGGCCCGUUGUUCGGGGUCGGCUAUAUCGAACGGGCGCUAACGCGGGAGUCUCAGGCGCGACUCAUGCAGCGGUCGGGCACUAUCCCAUCGAGUGAAUCAGACUUGCAUCAGCUGUUUGCCGAGGCCGUGGUGGCGGGACGGCCCAAUUCGGGGGUUGCAGACCCCGGAUUGAUAGCGGGGCUUGGCAUCCAGAAGGGCGAUGCAGCCGAAGGCGCCUUUUGGAGCAAGAGCCCCAGGCUAUCUAUGAUGAUUCGCGAUGAAGGAUCACGGGGCGCGUCCGGCGCGGGAGACGCGGGCUCUGCUUCGGUACCGGUCCGGAAACUGCUCGAGGAGCCGACGGUUAAGACGCUUGAUGACGCGUACGAGGUCAUCCUCGGGGCCAUCCGUGAUAGACUGCAUGCGUCCAAAUUCCUCCCCGACCAAAACAGCCAACACGACACGACACCGCUGGUGGAGUUGGGUGUCGACAGCCUCGUCGCGGUCAAUGUGAGGUCAUGGUUCCAAAAAGAAUUGUCUGUUGAGGUCCCAGUGAUGAAGAUACUGGGUGGGGCGUCUAUGGCCGAUCUGGUUGCCUUGGUCCUCGACAAGCUCCCUCAAGACAUCUUGAGCCGACUACAGGCACCACAGCAGGAGACACAAGCGGCGUACAUUGAGGUUCCGGUGCUGGAUAAGGCGGAAAGCGAGUCUUCAGUAGAAGAGGACGUGAAUUUUGGUCAGGAGGCCAAUGGAUAUGUGAAUGGCGGGUCCCAAAUGAAUGGGGGUCUGGGACAGGCGAAGUCCGUCAUUGAUGUCAAGGUGGCAGAGCUUGACGACGUCGUCGAGAUCGAAGGGUUGAUGCUCGAUCUUGAUUGA
Canariomyces notabilis is the source of this 8099-nucleotide messenger RNA. RefSeq names its product putative polyketide synthase. The transcript has 3 exons. Gene Ontology annotation, molecular function: fatty acid synthase activity; phosphopantetheine binding; 3-oxoacyl-[acyl-carrier-protein] synthase activity. Lineage: Eukaryota; Fungi; Ascomycota; Sordariomycetes; Sordariales; Chaetomiaceae. The record is from RefSeq and is a predicted model, not a curated record. The coding region runs from base 126 to 8099 and encodes 2657 amino acids. Gene Ontology annotation, biological process: fatty acid biosynthetic process; secondary metabolite biosynthetic process.